Molecule: messenger RNA, 852 nt
Organism: Dictyostelium discoideum AX4
Lineage: Eukaryota; Evosea; Eumycetozoa; Dictyosteliales; Dictyosteliaceae
Exons: 1
Coding region: 1-852 (283 amino acids)
Source: RefSeq, a predicted model, not a curated record
AUGGAAAGCAAUGAAAUUAUAAUUGAUAAAAUUAAUAUUCUCUUUUGGAAAGUAUGGAGAAAUAAAUAUGCAAUUUCAAAUAUUUUGAAAUUUUGUAGUACUGAUGGUAAAAGUAAAAGAGAAUUUACAUAUAAAAAUAGUGAAAUUUUUAAUGUUUGUUGGUUAAUUGAAAAUAAUCAUUUAGGAUUAUUAUUUAAUAAAGUUAGAAAUGGAGAACCAUUAACAUUUGGACCAUCAACAUCAACAUCAACAACAUUAUCAACAUCAUCAACUAAAAAUAAUAAUGAAAAUAAUAAUGAAAAUUAUUAUGAAGAUUUACCUUAUUUUUAUUUUAAAUUUCCAAAUUUUCAAAAUUCAUGGGUUUCAAAAAGUACAGAAUUUUAUUCAAACCUUUUUAAAAAUUAUUCAAAUUAUUUUACAUUUAAUAAAAAAUGUAAAGAUACAACUGCAUUAAUUUUCGUAAAAUUGGAUAUAGUAAUUGGCUUAGAAGUUUUAGUUAAAGAAUAUUUUGAUUGUAAUAAUAAUAAUGAUAUAAUUCAAAAAUAUAAUGAAUUAUUACCAAAAUCUAUUUACAGUGGUUCAUUAAAUGUCGCAAACUUUUUAUAUAAUCAAAUUAAUGGAUUUGGUAAAUUAGUUAGAGUUAGUAGUAGAAGUAGUAUAAUGUUAUCAAAACCAUUAAUUAAUGGUUUGGGUAAUAGUUUAAAUAAUCUUAGUAAUGUAAUGAAAUCAUCAUCAUUAAAGCCAUUGAAUCCAAAUAAAGUUUGGAAAAGGGUUAUGGAAUUAUUUAAACAACAACAAAAAACAACAACAACAUCAUCAACAAUACCAUUUGAUAUGGUUGAUUUUGUUUAA